Messenger RNA from Hyphopichia burtonii NRRL Y-1933, 1725 nucleotides. RefSeq lists its product as uncharacterized. The record is from RefSeq and is a predicted model, not a curated record. The transcript has a single exon. NCBI's taxonomy places the organism in Eukaryota, Fungi, Ascomycota, Pichiomycetes, Serinales, Debaryomycetaceae. The coding region runs from base 1 to 1725 and encodes 574 amino acids.
AUGGAACUGAAAGUCCCCAUGGCCAUGUCCGAUAGCUCGAGUGAAGAUGAGGUUGAUGUAUUGCAAUUGAUAAAUCCCAAAGCGAGCAAGGCCAAAACGAAAUCGCCGACGCCGGUGUCCAAAGCAGAGACCCACCUUACCAGAUCGAGUUCUCUACCUCCGUUGGUUAUUCGAAAUCAAGCCAAAAGACUAACCCGGUCUGAAACGUCCCCGUUUCGGAGCUCGAGUGACGAUGAGUUUGAACUUGAUAUUCCUGCCAUCUUUAAGACCCAUGCCCGGGAUAACGAAAGAUUACUAAACAACCAUGAUAAAUUACAAGAACAGAUUGAUCGAUCAAAUGAAAAAGUUAAGCGAGAAUAUCAGGAUAUAUUGCAAAGGAAAACCGCAUUGAUAGAUGAAUUGAAUGAUAAUGGUUCGAGGUACCGGUAUUCAUUAAGUAAUAAUGGACAUAAAUCAUUAAUUGAAUCGUUGGUUAAAAAAAGUUUAAAGAAGAAUGCUGAAUUUCAGUUGAACAGACACUUCUUUUUCAUGAAAGAUGUUUAUGAAGUUGAUAUUGAAUCUGAUUUCAAAGUGUCGAAAGCCUCAAUCCCGUUUUUGUUCAAAGACGAACAAAGUUUAUCCAAUUUACUUAAUAUGACCGAUUUGAAAAAUAUUCUCGAUAUAGCCCUUUGCAAGAUCGACGACUUAAACACGUUGAAAGUUGUUCAAGAGUUUUUCGUCAAACAGAAUGCCAGGAGAUUUGGUGACUUUUCAAAAUAUGUCGAAGUCCUAGGAUGUAACACGCCUUUGCAAGACCACCAUACAAUUAAGCUAGUGCAGUACAAUGGUCAUACGCAACUAAGUCUUUAUCGAUUAUCGUUAGUGUUUUUAUACUAUGCCAGCGGGGCAAUUGACGAAUCAUUAUAUGACUCGAUGGUUUCGUGUUUUAUAAUGAUUGUUUCUGAUUUCAACGCCAACCAAUAUCCGAUUGACUUAGUAAACGUUUUCAUUAAACCAGUUUUCCGUCAAUUGGUAUUGAAAGGACCCAAAGUUAAUCGAUGGUUACAAAACAUUGAUAAAAUCAACCCAGUUCUAUACAACGGGAAACCAAUAAGUCAACUAAUCAAGUACCAAUUGCAUUAUAACUUAUUAAGGCUACUUGACUUAAGUUUCGAUCGUAACGAACCCAUGCUAAUCCACUUGACUAUAGAAAACUUGAAAAGAGCAUUUAUUGGAAUACCACCAAUCGAGAUACCCAAUACCGAUAUUUUUGUUAAUAUGAUGCAACUAGAUACCUCGAUUGAUUUCACCCCGGACAUCCCAACAGUAAUAUCUGUUUUAAAAGAACUAAAUAAAAUAGACGUCCCCAAAUUGAUGAGAACUCCAAGCUUCCAAUCAUCAAAUUGUUUCUACCAGGUCUACUUCAGAUUACUAGCCGUCAACCUAGUGUUUGCCAAAACAUUCACCAACAACCACAACAACCUACAAAACCAGCAAAACUACACCCAGAUUAAAAAACAGAACUAUACAAACUUAUCAAACAUCUGCAAAAUCCUCCAUCAAAUGAGAGAUAACUUCCAUAACCAAUCGGCCGGUAUUCUAGGAUUACCAAACGAAAUCAAUGAGUUCUACGAUAAAGAUACAAUCUCAAACAUGGUCACCGACAUCUACUAUCUUCUCAACUACCUCCACACCAUCCUAAAGAAAGACACCCAACUAGUGCAAAACGACGUCUUCUAUGACUAA